GCCGCCCCGUGGGCGCAGCCCGCUGGUAGGAGUGUGUCGUGGGGACGAGUCGGUUCAUUUCCGACGUAAACUCUGCGGGUCACGGCAGGACACAGCAGCGGCAGGAAGCCUGGGAGAGAUUGAGCUUGGACGUCACGAUGGCAGACAGUGAGACGACGAAUGAGACCAGAGCUGCAGCAGCAGGACCGGCCAAUGGAGACCAGCAGACUGUUGUUUCCAGAGUGAGCAACUUGCCUCUUGUCAGUUCAGCUUGUGGGGCGGUUUCCCAUGCCUACAGCAGCACCAAAGACAGCAUGCCCUUGCUGAAGGGAGUGAUGGAUGCGGCCGAGAGUGGGGCUCGGACUCUGGGAGCAGCUGCAUCCACAGGGUCCAAACCUCUUCUGGACAUUAUAGAACCACAGCUUACCACAGUGAAUGAGUAUGCCAUGAAAGGGCUGGAUAAAAUGGAACAAAAUCUACCUAUUCUUCAUCAACCUGCAGACAAGGUGGUGUCAGAUACAGUGGGUAUGGUGUACCAGUCGGUGGCCGGGGCCAAAGAUGCAGUGGUGGGAGCUGUGAUGGGCGGUGUUGAGCUGACCCGGGCAGCGGUCAGUGGAGGCAUCAGCACAGUCAUGGGCACCAGGAUGGGCCAGAUGGUCAGCAGUGGGAUGAACCUGGCCCUCAGCCGAUCCGAGAACUGGGUUGACCAUAACCUACCACUCACAGAGAGAGAGCUGGCUGCUGUGGCUGAAUCUGCCAACUCUGAGAUGACAACUACAUCUGCCAACCCCAGCUACUUUGUCCGUUUGGGGAAACUCUCUGCCAAGGUACAGGAGCGAGCUCUGGAGUUGUCCCUGAUCCGUGCACGGCAUGCCAGGGAUGCCACCUCUGCAACAGUGGCUCAGAUUUCCAGCACUCUUGACCUGCUGGAGAAAACCCACACGAGUCAGAGCUCAACAAGUAAGGAGGUGGGAGGAGCCACAGAGCAGCUGCUGCAGCACUGGACCCAGUGGAAACAGAAUCAGGAAGGAGCGGAGCAGACUGAGCCAGAUGUGGCCAAAAAUGAACCUGAGCAACUGGAGUGGCGUGUCCUCUCCAUGGUGCGUGGCUUGAGCGACCAGCUGCGGUCAGCAUGUUCCAGUGUGGUUUCAAGUGCUCAAGGUCUGCCAAGCGCAGUCCAGGACCAGCUGACCAAUGCACGACAAUCUGCUGAAGAACUGCACUCCUCUUUAGGGAACACGAGCAGCAUCACACCCCUCCUUCUGGAGCACAGCCGCCACCGCCUGAACCAAGUUCAGCAGUCUCUGGAUGGUGUGAUGGACUAUCUUCUGCACAACACACCACUCAACUGGCUGGUGGGACCUUUUGCCCCCCAGCUGAUAGAGAGAGCAGAGGAUGGUGUGGAGAUGGAGCAGGCUGACACAAAAAAAUAAAUCAGAGGACUUGCUGUUGCUUUUGAAAGAAUUUACUGUGGUGUAUACUGUAGCUGGAACCAAAUUAAAAUAAUACUAUUUUCUCUCUUGAAAAGUGCCUGAGCAUACAUCUUUUCAUGAAGCUCUAAAAUUAAACUUUCUAAUAUCAGUUUAUUUUGAAGUUUAUAUCUGGAAACCUGUGCCCUGAGAUAUUAUAAACACUUUGUCCUUAAUUGCAAUGCUAAAAUAGUUUGGAACAGUAUUAUGAGGGAAUUAAUUAUUUCAGCAACCAUGCUAGUUUGACUUUUGUAUGCAAGAACUUUGAGUCAUUCCAAGAACUAAGACAAGUGUACUGUAUGUGAUCUAUAAAAGAUGUCAUCCCCAACAGAGAUCUUUGGUGAGAUGUAGCGAGUUUCUGGUGCAUAUGAUGCAUUUGCUUUAGUUUCUGUGUUGUCAAUUUUUUGUAUCUUUUUCUCUGAAACAUAAUGGGUGUAUGGAUCGAGCCAGUAACGUUAUCAGACUGGACAGAGCCAUUAUGUGGUGAGGGAUCACCAUAGUAUUUGUUGUGGUGUUACUGGUGUGGUCCGUCCAUCUCACUGAAGAAGUUUUAAUAACUGUAGACCAAACAACUAGAUCUUAAGACUCACUGUUCCUCUGACUCUGCUUGGUUUUUUUAAAAAAGAAAACAAACACACUUCCUUGCAUUAUUAUUAUUUUUUUAUAUUCAUUAAUACUUCAAUACAUGAAUAUAAUCUUAUAUCUUCUAAAUAUAAAUGUAUAUUACUGGCAUUGCAUUUACUAAUGGAUUCAAUUAAAUUCAGUUAUAAC
Salarias fasciatus (jewelled blenny) is the source of this 2219-nucleotide messenger RNA. RefSeq names its product perilipin 3 (gene plin3). Gene Ontology annotation, cellular component: cytosol; lipid droplet. The record is from RefSeq and is a predicted model, not a curated record. Gene Ontology annotation, biological process: lipid storage; positive regulation of triglyceride storage. Lineage: Eukaryota; Metazoa; Chordata; Actinopteri; Blenniiformes; Blenniidae. The transcript is spliced from 8 exons. The coding region runs from base 138 to 1412 and encodes 424 amino acids.